AUGGAAGCUGAAAUUAAAGAAAUGCUAUAUGAAGUCCUUGAAAGUGAAAUCAGCGACAUUCAAACUUUUAUCAACAAGAAAAAACAGCUCGAUGAUUCUCUACGAAAUUUAUUCACAAACUCUCCUCACCUGCUAGAAUCCAUAAGAAACUACAUCGAAGAUCUAUUUUAUGAUAAAAGAAUAGAAGACUUCGACGCCGACAACUACGCAAAAUACAUUGAUUGCUUAUUAAACGGAGAAAACCCUCUAUCCCCUGACUCCCCCCUUUAAAUUUGAACAAAAUAUAGGUAAAAUUUUAAAUUAACCCCCUUUAAAUUGGAAUAAAAUUCAAUUUUAUAAUAAAAAAAUUUUAUAGAUAAAAAUCAUAAUUUUUAUGUAAAAGUUUUGAUAUAACUUUCUUCUUAACUAAAAUUAAAAAUUUUAGUUAUAUCUUGCGCUUGUUUAAAGAAAAGAGUAUAAAAGGCAUCUUAUUUAAAUAAAUUUAUUAUCUUUUAAUUGCUAAAUUUUUUAUUUUUUUGGAUAAAAAUAAUAUUUUUUAUUUAAAUAAUUUUGAUAAAAAUUAAAUUCGAAUUCUUUACAAAAAUUUAAAAUUUACUUUUUUUGCUUUAUUUUAAAGAAUAGAGUAUAAAUAAUAUUUUAUUUAAACAAAAUUAGUAUUUUGAUGAUAAAUUUUCUAAUUUUUUUUUUUAAUUUAUUUCUUAUCAAAAAAAAAAUAAUAAUUUUGUGUAAAUAGUUUUGAUACCAAUUAAUAGUGGUGUAUUAACUAAUAAUAAAAAUUUAGUUAUAUUUUGCUUUUUUUAUUUUUUUAAAGGAUAAAGAGUAAAUAGGAUUUUAUUAAACAAAUUUAUGAUAAAUUUUUGAAUUUUUUUUUAUAAAAAAAUUUUCUUAACUGCCCUUUUAAACUGGAACAAAAUUGUUUGUUCCAAUUUAAAGGGGGGAAGUGAGCUAAAUCCUAACUUCGGUGAUCGAUUUAAUGAAUAUUUAAAAGAAAAUAUAGAAAAAUACCAAAUCUUCCAAAAUGAAGAAAUCAAAAGAGUGACUAGGGUCAUUACUUGAAAUAUGUUAGGAGAAAGAGAAGAAUUUCCUUUUGAAAGUUCUACUGACAACACAACUACUUUUGAGAUAAGCAGCUUAAAUUCAAAUGAGUCUCUAGAAGCAGAAGUUUUAAGUCCUCAGAAAUUUAAUCGAGCUGUUAUUAAAUUUGCUGAAUUUUUGGAAAAUAGGAGGAAUGAAAGGAUAAAAAAAGGACUGGGGAAAAUAAAGAAAGCUAAUUUAAAGGUAGAUAAAUACAGAAAUUCAGCAGAGAAAUAUAGAGAAAUUACAUUCAAAUAUUUGGUGAUGAUAGUUAAAAGGAAAGAGGUUUUAAAAACAUUGCAGGUUAUGGCGAAAAAUAAAACGAUAGAAGAUAGAAAUCAGGAGAGGAAUUAUUUCAAAAAUUGUAGGGCUAGGAAUUAUUUUAUUUGAUGAGCAUUUAAAUUGGAAUUGAAAAAAAUGAGGAUGAUGAGGAUAAAGCUAGGGGCUAGUUUAAUUGAAGCAAAAUUUAGAAAUAACCAAAAUAUCCAGGUGUAUAGAAGUUUUUAUGUUCAAAAGAAUGAAAACAGAGAAUUUAAGUAUCAGGCUUUAUCAAAAGUUAAUUAUGGAAUUUUGCUCAUAUGCAAAUGAGAAUCGCUUAAAAAAUGAUCAAAUAAAUUUAUAUAGAGGUUUCCUCUAUAUAGCGCUAAAAGCGCAGACAUUUUCCCAGGAGCUUUCCAAGUUCGUCGGACCAAAUCGCUUUUUGGUCCGACAAGGCAUUGAUUUGGUGCAACCUACCGAUAAAUUCCGAUCAGAAUUUAUCGGCCUUACAGCGCCAAACAUAGGAAACUUCUAUAUCUUUUGGCAAGCUGAAAACAACAAUUAUGUGAGAAAAAAUAGAAGAAAAAGAAUAUUUUCAGAAUAAAAAGCUACUUAUAUGCAAAAUCAUAAAAGUUGUCCAAAAAAUCCAAAAAAUUAUUGAGAGGAAAAAUCAGUCAGAGUCGUUUUUAUUGAUAAGAAUUUAUGCUAUGCAGAAAUCAAAUGAAAUAGUAGAAUCAUUUUAUACAGAAAAUGAGAAAGGAAUAAUUAAAAAACAAAAUGUUAGAAAUGGAGCAGAGAAAUUAAAUAUAAAAUGCAAUUUAAUGAUAAAGCUAGCUUUUGAUAGAUUGAAAAAUUACUCAUUGAAUGAAAAGAGUAAUUAUGAAAAAUUGUAUGCUAUCAAUUUAUUGAAUAUUAUCAAUUUUCUCAAAAAUUAUCAAAGCAGUCUUAUAGUUCAUGCAUUUUUGAGAUUAAAAUUAAAUUCAAUGGCUGAAGAAAAUGAAAUUUCUACACAAAAUCUAUUAAAAUCCCAAUCACAUAAAAUAUGAGCUAGAAAAAUAAGCCAAAGCCAGCUUAGGCUAGAAAAAUCUGUAGCUUCUAAUGUGUUAAAGCAAUGAAAAAACAAUAUUUUAUAUACAAAAUUAUCAAAAAUCUCCAAAACCUGUGUUUCUAAGGAUGAGCUAAAAGCUGCUAGAAUUGUAUUUUCUGCUUUUUUUAAAACAAUUAAAAUUUCAUUUUUGAGAUGAAAAGAGGUAAAUGAAAUCAUAAAAAUUCGUGAAUUUGGAGCCCGAAAAAUAGGUAUUUCUAUUACAAUUUUAAUGAGAAAAAGAUUGGACUAUUCUUAUUGGCACAUUCAAUAUUGAAACGAUUUGAAAAAAUGAUCACUAAUCAGAAAGUUAACCAAAAAAAUAAAGGAAAACAUACAAAAAAUUGAAAAAUUAAGAGGAAAGCAAGUAUUAAAUUUUGAUAAUACAAACUUGUUAAGAUAUAGGAUUAAGGAGUAUGCUUUAUCAUAUGACAAAAAGCUUGCUUUAUUUAAUUAUAAACUCAGAGAUGCUAAUGCUUAUAUUUUUCAAGCAAAUGAAAAAUUGCUAUCUUUGAGAGCUCAAAAUGCAGCUUUACACAAUAAGUAUAUCAUCGUUAUAGCAAAAAAUAAGCAGGAGUCAGAAAAAAUGAAGAAGCUUCAGCUUAAGUUUUCACAAAUAUCUGACGAUAAAUUGAAAAUAAAAGAAAAUAUUACAAUUAUAAAAAAGGAUAUUGGAGACUGUGAAUUUCAUAUACAAAAUAUAAGAAAAAAUAUAGGAAUAGCUGAGCAAAAACUAAGAAAAAAAUCUGUAAUCACUCGAGAAAUAAAAAUCCAACCGUUUUUAUAUUCAUACCGCAAACUAUUUGUAAGCUCCCCAAGGCACUUAAAUUCAAACCCCCUCCCCAAAAAACACAAAAAUUAUGAAGAAGACAUUAAAAUACUUAGUCCUCCUUAAUUAGCAAAAAACAAUUAUAAAAAUUUUUUUGGUGAUAAUUUAUCACCCUUGGUUAGCAAGCAAAAUUACUUGAAUAUGUUUAGUUUGGAAUAAAAUUUAUUUUAAUAUAUAAUUGAAUAUUAUAAAAGCAAAAUAUAUGGAAAACAUAAAUUUUUAUAAAUUAAAUUAUGGAUUAUUUUAAAAACAUUAAUAUCGCUUUAAAAAAAUUAACCCUUGUAUUGCGAGCAAGGAAUUUUAUUAACUAGCAAAGGGGAAUUAAUAAAUCCUCAAUCAUAGCUACAAUUUUGUUGGUUUUCUUAUUAUAUUUACUAAUAAUCUAA
Messenger RNA from Blepharisma stoltei, 3631 nucleotides. Lineage: Eukaryota; Ciliophora; Heterotrichea; Heterotrichida; Blepharismidae. The record is from the annotation of a GenBank genome assembly.